AUGUCGGGCUUCCGCUUUCUGUCGCUCCCGGUGGAGCUACAGGCAGCGGUGUUUGAGCAGGAGGGCAGCUGGACGCUCGCCCGCGUCUGCCGGACGAGCCGGCACUUCAACCGCAUUGCUACGCUGCUUCUGUACAGGGUGGCCGUAGCCAAGAACCGCAGGCAGCUGCUCUGCCUGUUCCGCACACUGGCGACGGUUCCGCUGCCGCGGCCGUUUGUUCGCGGGGUUGUCUAG
Molecule: messenger RNA, 234 nt
Organism: Lasiosphaeria miniovina
Lineage: Eukaryota; Fungi; Ascomycota; Sordariomycetes; Sordariales; Lasiosphaeriaceae
Exons: 2
Coding region: 1-234 (77 amino acids)
Molecular function (GO): protein binding
Source: RefSeq, a predicted model, not a curated record